Radiomyces spectabilis is the source of this 1682-nucleotide messenger RNA. RefSeq lists its product as uncharacterized. The record is from RefSeq and is a predicted model, not a curated record. The coding region runs from base 75 to 1499 and encodes 474 amino acids. Gene Ontology annotation, cellular component: TORC1 complex. The transcript has a single exon. Gene Ontology annotation, biological process: TOR signaling. Lineage: Eukaryota; Fungi; Mucoromycota; Mucoromycetes; Mucorales; Radiomycetaceae.
ACUGCACGUUUUUUUUUCCAAUUUGUAUUCCGUACUUGUUACAGUCCCAACGCAAUUUUACAAUUUCUCUAGGCAUGCCAGCCGACUCGUCGAAAAAGUUUGCAGUAGGCGAUAAUGAAGGAGCACUGGUAUCACCUCCUACCAAUACUGGAGCCAUGGUUCACACAGCUCAUAAGAAGCCUACCCGACACCAUGUGAAACGAAGAUCGAGUGGCCGAGUUCAUGUUACCAAGUUGGCUCCCAUGGCAAGAGCAUACAGCAGCAACACAAUUCACACAGACGCGGAAGGAGACGAGGGGGUAGUUGAGAAAAAGCCAGUUAUGCGUCGGUCGCAAUCGCAACGGUCACUGCACCGUUUAUCCUCUUUCGAGCGAAAAGGCGGCAUCAGCAACUUAACAGCGGCCAAUGUCCCGAAAUCGCAGCAACCGCCUACGAAGACAACAGUUAACAAUGCGUUGGAGACAGGCAAAGUAACCCCGUUGGCUAACUUACCUACCACGGGCGAUGUCAUAGCUGAAGAACAGAACAAGGAAGAAAAAUCAGAGGACAUAGGCAAACCUACUCCUUCGCAAUCAUCGCCCUCCGCUUCCCAAGACAAUGAAAACGGCAAUUGCACCAUUGAAGAAGAUGUGAGCCAAGAACAUGGAUACCAUCAACGUCGGCGAAGUAACCCCGGUUUCUUCGUUUCCCAACAAGGACCUGCUGCCCCGGUCGAACAGAUUUUCAAUGCAAUGGCCAACAAUCUGGUGGCUCCGGACAAAGCGGCCGUAUCAACCAUCACCCAUGCAUCUCCCACUCAAUCUUCGCCAGUCACGGAUAUAAGUGCUCGAAAAAAGCCUUUACUACGAUCACACUUUGUAGACGAUCAUGCUGAUUGGCAUGCAUCGGCUGUUUCACCGGAUCCUCACCAUUCCUCACAUAGCCGACCGAAUUCUGGAGUGGAUGUUUCGAGGGCGAAGUUUAUGAGUAAUGGUGCAGUGGCAGCAACUGCACAAUCGGCUGGAAUGACACGAACGCAACAAAAGAUGAUGCUGCAGAAACAGCACUCAUUAGUGGAUGAUGAAAACAGUCUGGCUCAUCCCCGGAAUAUGAUUCGCCUCACUCGAGAAUUAGAACGCAUGGGGCGGGAAUAUCGAUGCAUGCGACGAUUUGAGGACCCAAUGAUGGAAAGUUUAUUACGAUGUAUGGCCCAAAAAGAAGAGGAACAACGACCACAAAAGAUGCACCCGCGAUUAGCAAGUCUAGGUGCUCAUCAACGGACAAUGUCAUCUUCUAUCCUGCCUACUGCAUCUCAGUCUGACUCAUCCUUGGCCGUCAAACCUCACGUGGAACAUCGACAAGCCGCUCAUCGACGCCAGCUAUUAUUAAAAUCCCUGGCCUCUUCCAAUCAUCUCCCGAACAAACACCUUUCACAACAAGCGGUUCAAUCACCCAACACACCAAAAACGGGCAUACGAUGGAGCGCCGGAGCUUUCUUAGAUAGAAUGCUCCACGGAUAACUGGUGUCAUUCGAAUCUAUCCGUUCCUUUGUCCGCUCCUUUUACGCCCUAUCGCUCGAUCGAGUGCCUCCAUCGUUGCUGUUUGAACCUCUAAUGUAAUGUAUUUCUUCUCCCGGAGGGUUAUUGUUUUAUUUAGUAUAGGUUGGGUUUUCUUGGGAACGAAUAAUAAAAGACAAUUUUAUA